AUGUCCGCCUCCGACUCGAUCCCGGCCACGCCGGAGGACUGGAAGGAUUUGUCGACACCCGGAUCCCCAGGUUCUGAAGAUUCGUCCGAACCUAGCACGCCGCUCGAAUCCCCUGGUCAAGAUAGCCCGAAUGAGCUUCCUCGACGAGUCCCGUCCCUACGCUCCGUAUCUGAUCCCCGCAACAUGAACCCCAACUCAACUGCGAUGGGCGUUUUGGGCAUGGCCAGACGCCCUGUGCAAACAUCCUCCAGUUUUGCUGGAAGCAGCAGUGCUUCGGUGGAGAAUAGCAUCAUGGCCAAGGCCCGGGCACUGCACCAGCAACGAAUGCAAAAGGGCAUGUCACCGGCCGGUAAUCCAGCGUCACCCUCAGGACAGUCGCCAACCUCCAGCGUAUCGAACGGCUUCCCCGCCAACUUGCGAAUGCCGAAUAUGCAACGACCGCACGCUCCUCAUGUCAACUCAGCUCCUGCGAUAACAAAACCCUCAUUGAGCGAGAGAAGGGCCAAGAUGGGCGGUGGCAUGGGAAUGUCGCUAUCUAAUAUGAAUGGACCAAGCCCUGCCACGGCCACCGGUAAGAAGCGAGGACCUCCUGGGAAACUAUCCGAUAUCACAGGUGACGCACCCGGCAGUCAACAGUCGAAUGGAUCAGGGGCUGGCCAAGGGUCAAAGAUGGACGAUUUCAAGAAAUACAUCGAUACUGAGAAGGGAUGGGUGACAUUUGAUGGCGCUGCCACAAUCACACGGACAGGAGUUAACUUUGCCAACGGGCAGACGUUCAGCAUAUCACUUGAUGAAGUGGAAGUGUUGACGGAAUUGGGCAAGGGAAACUACGGAACGGUUUACAAGGUCAAACAUGCCAAGAGGAGAGCUCCCCGAUUUGGCUCAGGUCUUUCAAGAAAGCCUCUUCCCGUCCAAUAUUCACAAUCCGACCCUUCCCCAGUCAGGCCUGCGGAAGACUCCACCGAGGAUUCAGGCGACGGUACCACUGGUAUGAUCAUGGCAAUGAAAGAAAUGCGGCUUGAGCUUGACGAUGCCAAAUUCACGACCAUCCUGAAGGAGCUUGUCAUUCUGCACGAGUGUAUUUCGCCAUAUAUCAUCGACUUCUACGGUGCUUUCUUCCAGGAGGGUGCCGUUUACAUGUGCAUUGAGUACAUGGAUGGUGGUUCCAUUGACAAGCUGUACACUGGUGGAAUACCUGAGAGCGUUCUGCGAAAGAUCACAUAUUCAACAGUGAUGGGUCUGAAGUCGUUGAAAGACGAGCAUAGCAUCAUUCAUCGUGAUGUCAAGCCCACAAAUAUUUUGGUCAACUCACGAGGUCAAGUCAAGAUUUGUGACUUUGGUGUCAGCGGUAACCUGGUUGCCAGCAUAGCCCGAACCAACAUCGGUUGCCAGAGCUAUAUGGCGCCGGAAAGAAUCUCUGGUGGUGGGUUUGCACAAGCAGGCAACUCUGAUGGAUCAUACAGCGUUCAAAGCGAUGUCUGGAGUCUAGGUCUGACUGUCAUUGAGUGUGCUAAGGGUGCAUAUCCUUACCCACCUGAGGUAUCUUCUACUAUCUUUAGUCAACUUAGUGCUAUUGUUGAGGGCGAACCCCCCGCGAUGCCCGAAGAUACUUACUCAGAUACUGCCAAGGACUUUGUCAAAAGCUGCCUUCACAAAAUCCCUGCGAAGCGGCCUACUUACGCAAUGCUGCUGAAGCACCCUUGGCUUAUCGACUUUACCAAGCCCCAGACUAUUACUGAAGAAGCCGAGGAUGGAGACGAAGCCGACAAGGUUGCAGAAGCUGUUGGUAAAAUUGAUCUCAACUCGACAACUGAAGACACUGAAGUGGCGGAAUGGGUCAACAAUGUGCUGCGGUUAGAAAAAGAAGGCUUGGUGGCCAGCGGGCCUGUGAGGCCAGCACUACAUACUGCGCCGCUCGAUACUGUCAGCCCUAUUUCAAGCCCCAGUGUCGCAUAA
Fusarium sp. VM40 is the source of this 1956-nucleotide messenger RNA. NCBI's taxonomy places the organism in Eukaryota, Fungi, Ascomycota, Sordariomycetes, Hypocreales, Nectriaceae. The record is from the annotation of a GenBank genome assembly.